Molecule: messenger RNA, 1458 nt
Organism: Pieris napi
Lineage: Eukaryota; Metazoa; Arthropoda; Insecta; Lepidoptera; Pieridae
Product: omega-amidase NIT2
Exons: 6
Coding region: 176-1066 (296 amino acids)
Biological process (GO): L-glutamine metabolic process; oxaloacetate metabolic process
Cellular component (GO): mitochondrion
Molecular function (GO): omega-amidase activity
Source: RefSeq, a predicted model, not a curated record
CGCAAUUUCAAUGUUGAUAAUAUUAUAACCAUUCGUCAAUAGUGAAUACUGUUUAUGCCCUUAGAUUGCUUAGUACUCUUCUUCUUACUAACAAUAUUAAUUCAUCUCCUUGAAUAUGUUGAGUAGAGGUAAAAAAAUACAUUAAUUACAAAUAACAGGUGAUUUUAGUGCUAUUAUGGCAGUCACUGCAACCGAUGCGAUUCAUCCACGUUUCGUAAAGAAACCAUUAUUUUACAGUAUGGGACUUAAAAUAGCUUUAGUUCAGUUAUCAGUAGGUAAAGAUAAGAGUAAAAAUGUGGCUCAAGCAGUAAAAAAAAUUCACCAGGCUAAAGAGAAGGGAGCACAGCUAGUUGCACUGCCCGAAUGUUUUAACUCUCCUUAUGGAACCAAGUACUUCAAUGAGUAUGCAGAAGAAGUACCAUUGGGUGAGACAAGUCGUGCCUUAUCCCAAGCUGCAGCCGAGGCUGGUGUAUGUGUUGUAGGUGGAACAGUCCCAGAGAGGUGUGGAGACAAACUUUACAAUACUUGCACUGUGUGGGAUAUUAAUGGAAAACUAGUAGCCAAAUAUAGGAAGAUGCAUUUAUUUGAUAUAGAUAUUCCUAACAAAAUAACAUUCAAAGAAUCAGAAGUAUUAAAACCAGGAAAUGAGAUAACCACGUUUGAAUGCAAUGGUGUGAAAAUCGGCUUGGGAAUAUGUUACGAUCUUCGCUUUCAAGAGAUAGCACAUCUAAUGGCCAAUGAAGGUUGUGGCUUACUAAUCUACCCGGGUGCGUUCAACAUGACAACGGGGCCUAAACACUGGGAGUUGCUCGGGAGGGCCAGAGCGACUGAUCAGCAACUCUGGGUGGCUCUGGUGAGCCCUGCACGGGAUGCAAAUGCGGAUUACGUGGCUUGGGGACAUACUACCCUUGUAGACCCGUGGGGAGCAGUCGUCGCUAAACUUGAUGAGAAAGAGGAUACUCUUGUACACACUGUUGAUUUAUCUAUGCUUGAGGACGUAAGGAGCUCUAUUCCUAUCCGGGUUCAACGAAGGACCGAUAUCUACGACACCGUGCGUAAAUCCUAAAGUCAGCAUUGAAGUGCCAUAGUGCUUUAACAAUAUUUUAUGAUACAAUUGAUUUUGGUAAUGCUAUUGCAUUAAUUAUCAGUAAUAAAUAUUGUAUCCUUGAAAUAUGUUGUCUAUAGUACGCAAUUAUAUUCCGUAAACCAAGUUAGAGUUAGUAAUGAUUAUAGGGGUAUUUUAAAUAAAAAUGCUGGUAAUUAAGGUAAUAUGAUAAGUUUGUUAAAUGUUUAUUUUUUUUAAUGAUCAUAAUAUAGAUUUAUACAAUAAAGGCUAAAUCGCGUACAAAUUUACUCAAAUUGUUAUUCAGAUCUGAUUAUCGCCAGUUUUAUAACCAAAGGAUAUGGUGCGAAGAUAUUCGAUAUAUAUACAUUGUUUGAUAAAUAUUUUUAUUACAA